Molecule: messenger RNA, 3374 nt
Organism: Colletotrichum scovillei
Lineage: Eukaryota; Fungi; Ascomycota; Sordariomycetes; Glomerellales; Glomerellaceae
Product: MADS-box protein GGM13
Exons: 3
Coding region: 928-2940 (670 amino acids)
Biological process (GO): positive regulation of transcription by RNA polymerase II
Molecular function (GO): DNA-binding transcription factor activity, RNA polymerase II-specific; RNA polymerase II cis-regulatory region sequence-specific DNA binding; protein dimerization activity
Source: RefSeq, a predicted model, not a curated record
GUGGAAGUGCUCACUCACUCACUCAUCUUCGGUACCUACUCCGUCUGCUACACACACUCUUAGGUCGCUGAUGUGGGCUUGUCUUGCCUGACCUUACCUUGCCUUGCCUUGCCCCCAUUACCUACUCUUCCUGCUGCUACCAUUACCACCUUACCUUACACCUGAGGUACUGUACCGGGCUGGCUGGCUGCACCUAAUACUGUUGCUUCCCCCUCCACCAUCCAUUCCCAUUCUUUUUUUCCCCCUUCCCUCCUUCAACUGUCCUGCCUUCCCGCACCCAAAAAGUGAACACGAUCGCGUCUAUUAUUAGAAUCAUCCACGCCAGAUUCAGCCCCAUCGACCUGCACCUCACAUCGCCUGUCCAUCCCAGAACCUGUCGCAUCUGCACUUGUAAUGGGAUCAAUGUACGUUCUUGAUGCGUCGUCUUGUCAACUCUCUCCCCUGCUCUGACAGCCUUUUGCUCCCACCGCCUGUCAUAUACCGUUGCUCCCGGGAUGCGCUGCCUUGUCCCAUGCAACCACUGACUGACGCAUCGCCAGUUCGGAACCACUGCCCACGACCAAGCCCGUUUAGAUAAAAGCGAUCAGCCCUCCCCGGCCUAGCUCUUGUUUCCACCUCACUUUCCCGACCAGCCAAGCUAGUCGCUGCGAUCAGAUAUAUCCAGCUCGCGUCCCUCCUCCUCCUCCUCCUCCGAGCUCCAACCAGUCUCUCGCUUCCUCGAGACGCUCAUCCUCAUCCUCAACCUCACCAACGACCAGUCGACCCUACAUCGCGACUGCAACGGCUGAGACCUCGCCGACGACGCCGCCGCCGCGAUAUCGCUGAUCGGCCUUGAAGUCGCUCGCCUCGACAUCGUCUUCGCCCCCGUACAACGCGUUUCGCUGCCUCAUACCCGUCAGCAGCCCCUCCCAGAGCAUCUAAUUCAAGAUGGGACGCAGAAAGAUUGAGAUCAAGGCCAUCAAGGAUGACAGAAACCGCUCUGUUACCUUUCUCAAGAGAAAAGGCGGUUUGUUCAAGAAGGCGCAUGAGCUUUCCGUGCUGUGCUCCGUCGACGUCGCUGUCUUUAUAUUCGGCAGCAACAAGAAGUUGUAUGAGUAUUCUUCCACGGAUAUGCGGGAGAUGAUCACUAGAUACACAUACCAUGGCGGCCCGAAUGAACACAAGGGCCCUUCAGACUUCAACGGAGGCAACGACGAGGACGAAGAUGAGGAUCCUGAAGGUACCCCGCCGCAGGAGUCUCACAUGAUUCCGCCUCAGUUCCAAGGACAAGCGCCAUUCCCUCAUAUGCGACACCACACUCCCUCAGCUUCACCUCCGAUUCCUAAUGGCGUGCCUUUCCCGCAACAUCAUGGCCUUCCCGUCCAACGCGGCCACACCCCGCAGCCGGGCAUGGGAUCACGGCCUGGUUCUCGACAAGACAUCCGCCGGAUGGGACCAAACAUGGGCCCUCAACCCGUCGGCCCUCCCGGAUCUCAGCAGCCUCCCGUCAACGGAUUUGCCUACAUGCCCAACCCCGCCAUCUACAACCCCCAGAACCAGCCCAAUAUGCCACCAAACAUGCCUCACGGACUCCCCCAGCAGUACCAGCAACAUGGCCCUCAAUACUCCUCAUACGCGCCCAACCAUCAUCCCCCACACAUGCAACAGCAUAUGGAGGACCAGCGCCGUUCCAUGCCGCCAAACUAUCCGCAACAGCAGGGUCCGCAAGGGCCUGGGCCUCAAGUUUCUCGGAUCUCGCCGUCUCCGCCACAGCCUCCUACUCAGCAAUUGCCGCCGCAACCACCUCAGAUCUCACCCCCGCCGCCACAGCCACAGCAACUUGAGCCUCAGCAGCAGCAGCAGCAGCAGCAGCAGCAGCAACCGCACCCGUCGCCUCAACCCCAGCAACAGCAACAGCCGCAGCCACCUCAGUCUCAACAGCAACAGCAACAGCAACAGCCGCAACAACAUCAGCCUUCGCCGCCGCAGUCUGAGGAGAUGCCAGCGCCGUCAGAGCCACGAUCUGAGCUGCCCCAAAGACCCCAGCCGCCCCUGCUCAACACGGAUAGCGCGAUCAAGAAGCUUCCGCAGCGUAAGCAGCACAGCAUCUUCACUCCCAUUGACGAGAACCGCUCCAUCCUGUCUCAGCACUUGGCUUCAUUCGCCUCUGAGCAGAGCAUAAAGGCAGAGCCUAAUCGGCCCCCAUUCCCUGACCAGAGCAACAUCAAGGUUGAAGGUAACCGCUCUCAGUCAGUUGAUGUUGGCGCAGUAUCCCGGACCAAUGGUUCCACUACUUCUCCGCCCAUGCCUCCGCGCGCCAGCACUCAAUCUCUAAACAAAAGCCGCAACAUCUCCGUAUCGUCCAUUCCAGAGACAACGUUUACUCCGCCAUCUCGCACCAAUAGCAUGAAGCUUGGUGGUGGUGCGCGUCCCCGUUUGAGGGUGGAGAUUCCCGACGAACCUUCGGAUGGCGGUAGCGCAACUGCCGAGUCAAACUCUCCUCGCAACUCGACAGAUACCACAUCCCAGACGACUCGGCGCCAUGCAUCCGACUCGCACUCUUCCGGCAUGGUUCUGCCGCCGCCAUCCCCGUCAGCCCAAACGCUUCUCUCAGCUGGCGCCACGGGCCCACCAAACCCGUUUGCUCGCCCACCCCCGCAACAAAACAGCAAUAUGAACAUUGACACUCCGGUUUCCGCCCUUCCGUCCCGAUUCUUAAAUAACGAAUUUCUGCCCAGUCCGAGCAGCUUUUAUCCGGAAUGGUAUGCUCGUGGCGGCAGCGAUAGCAACACACUACCCAGUCCAUUGAACUUUGCGACUCCAGUCGUUGGUUCCGGUCCUAGCUUCUUGCGAGAUGACAAUCCGGCUACGAAGCGCAAGAGUCCCGAGAUCAGCGCCAAUGGUCCGCAUGACGGUCCUGAGGCCGGAAACGAACCCAAGAGGAUUCGGGUAGAUUCUUGAUUUCAAGUUUCUCUUCUUCAUUCGACGCCUUUUUCGACGCCUUAUCUGUACCAUUCAUCUGCAUUCUGGCCUCCUUCAGACCAUGUAUGGAGUGCAUUUGGUUCUAUGAUACCUCUUUCUUUUCACUUUACGGCAUUAGCGUCACGUAAGAUGUUUAGUUUACCUUCUCUUCUAUAUCUCUGUGUACGCGGAGGAUUAUGCUGCAUUGCUAGGCGCAACAUUGGCCACGGACAGGGUUUCUGAUUUUUUUCUGUUUAUUUUUCGUUCUUCAUCCGGACUGGAAAGUAUUACUACUCUUCAUGUUCGAGACGGCUUUGGAGGGAAUGAUGUGCACACGGACAUGUGAGAUGACUGGAAGCAUGGAAAACUGGCCUGCAGCAGAAGAUGGAUGAUCUCGGGGCGUUUGGUGUGAUUUCUGUAGAUUACUGAAGGGC